AUGGCGGAGCGAGAAAGCGGCGGCCUGGGCGGGGGGGCCGCGUCCCCGCCGGCCGCCUCCCCGUUUCUGGGGCUGCACAUCGCGUCGCCUCCUAAUUUCAGGCUCACCCACGACAUCAGCCUCGAGGAGUUUGAAGAUGAGGACCUCUCGGAGAUCACUGACGAGUGUGGCAUCAGCCUGCAGUGCAAAGACACCCUGUCCUUCCGGCCCCCGCGCGCCGGGCUGCUCUCUGCGGGCGGCGGCGGCAGCGCGGGGAGCCGGCUGCAGGCCGAGAUGCUGCAGAUGGAUCUGAUCGACGCCACCGGGGACACUCCCGGCGCCGAGGACGACGAGGAGGACGACGAAGAGCGCGCGGCGCGGCGUCCGGGCACGGGGCCGCCCGAGGCCGAGCCCGGUCAGGGACCGGCGCCCCGCGGCCAGGGCCAGAGCCAGGGCCCAGGCAGCGGGGACACGUACCGCCCCAAGCGGCCCACCACGCUCAACCUCUUCCCGCAGGUGCCGCGGUCUCAGGACACGCUGAAUAAUAACUCUCUCGGGAAAAAGCACAGCUGGCAGGAGCGCGUGUCCCGCUCGUCCUCACCCCUGAAGACAGGAGAGCAGACACCCCCCCAUGACCACGUCUGCCUGAGCGACGAGCGGCCCCCUCAGGGCAGCCCCGCGCCCACCAAGGACCGAGGCACCUCCACCGAGAGCCCUUGUCGCCGCAGCACUGCCACCCAGAUGGCCCCUGCCGGCGGCCCCCCCACGGCCGCCCCUGGGGGCCGGGGCCACUCCCAUCGAGAACGCAUCCACUACCAGGCUGACGUGCGGCUGGAGGCCACGGAGGAGAUCUACCUGACCCCGGUGCAGAGGCCCCCGGACCCCGCCGAGCCCAGCGCCAGCUUCCUGCCGCCAGCAGAGAGCCGCAUGUCGGUCAGCUCCGACCCGGACCCCGCCGCCUACCCCUCGACCCUGGGCCGGCCACACCCCUCCAUCAGCGAAGAGGACGAGGGCUUCGACUGCUUGUCCUCCCCGGAGCGGGCCGGGCCCCCGGCAGGAGGCUGGCGGGCGAGCCUGGGGGAGCCGCCGCCGCCGCCGCCGCGGGCCUCGCUGAGCUCGGACACCAGCGCCCUGUCCUAUGACUCGGUCAAGUACACGCUGGUGGUGGACGAGCACGCCCAGCUGGAGCUGGUGAGCCUGCGGCCGUGCUUCGGCGACUACAGCGACGAGAGCGACUCCGCCACUGUCUACGACAACUGCGCCUCGGCCUCGUCGCCCUACGAGUCGGCCAUCGGCGAGGAGUACGAGGAGGCGCCGCGGCCGCGGCCCCCGGCCUGCCUCUCGGAGGACUCCAGCCCCGAGGAGCCCGACGUCCACUUCUCCAAGAAGUUCCUGAACGUCUUUAUGAGCGGCCGCUCGCGCUCCUCCAGUGCAGAGUCUUUCGGGCUGUUCUCCUGUGUCAUCAACGGGGUGGAGCAGGAGCAGACACACCGGGCCAUAUUCAGGUUUGUGCCGCGGCACGAAGACGAGCUGGAGCUGGAGGUGGACGACCCCCUGCUGGUGGAGCUGCAGGCCGAGGACUACUGGUAUGAGGCCUACAACAUGCGCACCGGCGCCCGGGGCGUCUUCCCCGCCUACUACGCCAUCGAGGUCACCAAGGAGCCCGAGCACAUGGCAGCCCUGGCCAAAAACAGCGACUGGGUGGACCAGUUCCGGGUCAAGUUCCUGGGCUCCGUCCAGGUUCCCUACCACAAGGGCAAUGACGUCCUCUGUGCCGCUAUGCAAAAGAUCGCCACAACCCGCCGGCUCACCGUGCACUUGAACCCACCCUCCAGCUGCGUGCUAGAGAUCAGUGUGCGGGGUGUCAAGAUAGGCGUGAAGGCUGAUGACUCCCCGGAGGCCAAGGGAAAUAAAUGCAGCCACUUUUUCCAGUUAAAGAACAUCUCUUUCUGUGGAUACCAUCCAAAGAACAACAAGUACUUCGGGUUCAUCACCAAGCACCCGGCUGACCACCGGUUUGCCUGCCACGUCUUUGUGUCCGAAGAUUCCACCAAAGCCCUGGCAGAGUCCGUGGGGAGAGCCUUCCAGCAGUUCUACAAGCAGUUUGUGGAGUACACCUGCCCCACAGAGGACAUCUACCUGGAGUAGCGGCACCCCGGGCCAUGGGCGCUGCUCGCCCAGGGCCUCCUGCCACCACCGGAGGGCAGACGGGGAAGUGGGGCCUGUGGCCCGGGGUGGGGCGGGCGGGGUCCUGGGGAGCGGCAGGUGCAGUGUGCUGUAACAUAGGGGACUAGAUUCGUCCUCGGAGAGGGCAGAGAGGGCUGCCGGGGAUCGGGAGUGGGCACGGCCGGGGUGGGGCCAGGCCUCCGGCGGGAAGGAGGACCGGGGAAGGAGUGGAGGCUUGGCUGCAACCUGGCUGCCUGCCCCUAGCGGGGCUCUUGGCUCCCGCCCUGACGAAGGCGUGUCACCGGCAAGUGCCCACCCUCCCCUCUGUCCACAGUGCCCCCCGGAGGAGCCCCGAGCUCAGGCUGGGCCCAGUCACCUCCCAAGGACUUUGCAGUGUACCAGUGGCCCCAGGUGGAGGUACAGUCCCUGCCGGCAGCUCUGUGGCCCACAGAGCCUCCCGCCAGCUGCCACCUGCAGCCUCCCCGGCGGGCGGGCCCCUGGCAGGCUUAGGGAAGCUGCCCUGGGGGCCUGCCUGGCAGAGGGAGGCCUCCUGCCUGGCCCAGAGUCCCGUCUUGGUCCUGUUGCCCUGGCCACGACUAUUAAAGUGCCAUUUCCUGUC
This is a messenger RNA of Lepus europaeus (European hare), 2764 nucleotides long. RefSeq names its product mitogen-activated protein kinase 8 interacting protein 1 (gene MAPK8IP1). NCBI's taxonomy places the organism in Eukaryota, Metazoa, Chordata, Mammalia, Lagomorpha, Leporidae. Gene Ontology annotation, biological process: regulation of JNK cascade. The record is from RefSeq and is a predicted model, not a curated record. Bases 1 to 2127 code for a protein of 708 amino acids. The transcript has 12 exons. Gene Ontology annotation, cellular component: cytoplasm. Gene Ontology annotation, molecular function: protein binding.